UUAGACUCAGGUUAUUUUAUUUAAGUUAUCCUUGAUUUUGGCUCAACUGGAGUGUCAAAUUGUACAUAACCAUGUCGAAGUAUUGAGGACCAACAUAGAGGUGAAAUGAAGAUUGAAGAGUCUGUGUAACAUAGUUGAUGGUACCACAUGCAAUAAAUCAGAACUCUUACUAUGUUUUCGAGAAAAUCAUUUUCGAGGAAAGUAGUUUUCUUAUUUUUCUCUGUUUACUCAUAGUUUCCCGAGAAUAGAUAUAGUUUUCUGAACGGAAUGAUGGCAUGUUCUCCCCAGCUUAUUUUAGUUCAGUUCAAUUCAGUUCAGUUUAACUCUCUUCAAUUCAGUUCAAUUCAGUUUAACUCUCUUCAAUUCAGUUCAAUUCAGUUUAACUCUCUUUAAUUCAGUUCAAUUCAGUAAACAAUACUUUUACUCUCACAUAUCACUAUUCAUUUCAUUUCAGUUCAAUUCAGUUCCCUUCAAUUCAGUUUAGUUCAGUUCAGUUGUUUUAUGCCGAAGAGAACAUGCCCUAAGGAAAGAAUAUGUCAUUUUGUUCCCUAUUUCCACUUGAUUUCCUUUCUUCCAUCCCCUCCCCUCCAUUUUAGUUUUUCAUUUUCUAUCUAAAUCUUUUAUCAAGUAAUCUAACAAAGGAAAGUUAAUCUUUCAUUGCAUUUUCUCUUAGAAAAUACUGUCCAUGGAAGAUUUUUCUUCAGUUCAAAAUGCUAUGUUUGUGCACACUUGGUGUUGUGUCUUUCUUCUUCCAUAGUAUUGCUCCCUCAUUUCUAAGAUUAUGCUAUAAGUAUCAAAUUUGGUGAUGAAAUUGUAUUAACUAUGGGAAAACAACAUUGUUGGCACCUUCUUAUUCUAUAAAUAGUUUAAUUAAAGAGCCGCCACGCACCCACACCGCACAGAUCAACAAACAAGUCUUGCUUAUAUAUAGUUUAGAUUGAGGAUAAAAAGAAUGAUUUCAGAAAAUUUGCAUAUAAUCUUAUUCUAUAAGGAUCCAUGCAAGUUCCAUACCCUGAUGCCAACUACAAUAGACAAGGAAGACAAAAUGGUGGAUUGUGUAUGUUUUCUUUUAAUGGAAGUAUUGGAAGAUAAGAAAGAAAUGAGUGUAUUUGCUCUUGAUGAGGAUCUGCUUGCUGUACAGAAUCGAUGUGUAAAUAUAAUUGCACACCUGUUUAACGCUCCUAUUGGCGAAGAAGAAACUGUAGUUGGUGUAGGCACGGUAGGGUCGUCGGAGGUAAUCAUGUUGGCGGGUUUAGCAUUCAAAAGAAAAUGGCAGCAAAAGCGAAGAGCAGAAGGAAAACCGUGUGACAAACCUAAUAUAGUCACCGGAGCAAAUGUGCAGGUUUGUUGGCAAAAGUUUGCUCGAUACUUUGAGGUAGAGCUGAAGGAGGUGAAAUUGAAAGAAGGAUAUUAUGUGAUGGAUUCAGAGAAAGCUGUGGAUAUGGUGGAUGAGAAUACCAUCUGUGUGGCAGCUAUUCUAGGUUCAACCUUGACAGGAGAGUUUGAGGACGUGAAGCUCCUUAACGAACUUCAGACCAAAAUAAAUAAGGAGACUGGAUGGGACACACCCAUUCAUGCUGAUGCUGCUACUGGUGGAUUCAUUGCUCCUUUUAUCUAUCCGGAUAUUGAGUGGGAUUUUUUGUUGCCAUUGGUUAAGAGUAUAAAUGUUAGUGGUCACAAAUACAGUCUUGUUUAUGCAAGAAUCGGCUGGGUUGUCUAGAGGAGCAAAGAUGAUUUGCCAGAAGAUCUUAUUUUCCACAUCAAUUACCUUGGAACAGAUCAGCCUACUUUCAUACUCAACUUCUCCAAAGGUGUUGUUCCAUUUUCCCAGCAACUUAUUGCGACUGAAAGAGCUUGGUGUGCAUGGCGUGAUUACUUUAAUUGAGCUUGGUGCACACUUUUUCUGUCUAGUAGUUGGAUAUAGGAUUCUUGCUCCUGUAUCCAUAUUGCUGAAACUUUCUUGAUGGAAAUAAAUGAUCUCUGUUUAUGAAAAAUAAUGUGAUGUUUGUCCUUUUCUCUUUGUUCGAAGAGUAAGUCUUGGGAGGGGGAUAUGUUUGGUAUUGAUAUUAUGCAAGGAGUUCAAGAAACAAUGUCGUGGGCAUGGUAUUAUUCCAA
This is a messenger RNA of Beta vulgaris subsp. vulgaris (sugar beet), 2115 nucleotides long. Its product is annotated as glutamate decarboxylase-like. Bases 953 to 1720 code for a protein of 255 amino acids. The record is from RefSeq and is a predicted model, not a curated record. Gene Ontology annotation, biological process: L-glutamate catabolic process. NCBI's taxonomy places the organism in Eukaryota, Viridiplantae, Streptophyta, Magnoliopsida, Caryophyllales, Amaranthaceae. Gene Ontology annotation, cellular component: cytosol. The transcript has 3 exons. Gene Ontology annotation, molecular function: glutamate decarboxylase activity; pyridoxal phosphate binding.